AUACAAAGAAAAGCCUAUUUGCCUAAAAUCCCGACAUUUCUAUGGCUUUGCUGCUGUGAGAAAUAAAUAUUUUCCAAGCUGGAGAGGUUGCUCCGCCCUCCUGCAGAGAUGAAGUGAUAUAAAGCCCUGAGCUCUCCUUCACUAACACCUCAGUUUGUGUGUGGUGAAGCUCAACACUUGUUGCUCACUGGAAAAUCACUCUGGAAACUCCCACUUUUUAUUUAACCUUUUGAUCCAAAUGUUCAAAUUAGAAUUAUUAGCUUUCUCUUACAUUUUUUUUGAUUCAGUGAAAUGCCUCCACAGCAAUUGGAUUCACCUGGCGUGGCUAUGUAACUGUUCAGCUUCUCUGUGCUGAUUUGGGGGCGAAAGCAUGGCUUGGUUCAGUGGGAACAUGAGUAACAUCACACUGGAGAACACGCUGUCCGGUGAUGAACCUCGAGACGAGCGCUUGGCUCAGGUGGAAAUAGCUCUUCUGUCCAUCAUCUUCGUCACGGCAGGGAUCCUAAACUUUUGGCUGUUGUUGGUGCUGUGGAAACGCAGGAAGCAGCUCUCCAGGAUGCGCGUCUUCGUGUUCCACCUGUGCGUCGCCGAUCUGGUGGUGACAUUCUUCCAAGUUUGCCCCCAACUCAUGUGGGACAUCACUGACCGAUUCAUCGGUCCAGAUAUAUUGUGUCGCGUGGUGAAAUACCUGCAGGUGGUCGGGAUGUUUGCCUCCACUUACAUGAUCGUAGUGAUGACUGUGGACCGAUAUCAAGCCAUCUGCAAGCCCAUGGUGACUUUUCAGAGGCGCAGGGCGCGUUGGAACGGUCCGGUGUGCGCAGCCUGGUGCGUCUCCCUCAUCGGCAGCCUCCCGCAGAUCUUUAUCUUCUCCCGGGUCGAGGUGGCUCCCGGAGUGUACGACUGCUGGGCGGAGUUCAUCAAGCCGUGGGGACCGAGAGCCUACGUGACGUGGACGACUUUGGUCAUAUUCGUCCUGCCGAUUCUCACCGUGAUCGUGUGCCAGGUGCGCAUCUGCCGCACUGUGCACAUCAACUUCCACAUAAAGACGCACCACGCCGGAGAGGCGACCAGAAAGGCGCUGUCCUCCAGGGCCAGCAGCGUGGCGGGGGUGUCCAAGGCGAGGGUGAAGACGGUGAAGAUGACCGUGGUGAUCGUGCUCGCCUACAUCAUCUGCUGGGCGCCUUUCUUCACUGUGCAGCUCUGGUCCGUCUGGGACGUAGAGGCGCCCACUCAGACUGCAACCUUCACCAUCCUGAUGCUGCUGGCCAGUUUGAAUAGCUGUGCCAACCCCUGCAUCUACCUGCUGUUCUGCGGGAAGCUGCCCAAAAGACUGGUGACCCUGAUGUGCGGGGGUCAGCCUGACUUGAAGGAGUCCAUGCAGGAGGAGGCCACCAUGGUCAGCUCUCUGUACAUCAGCCUCAAGAACCUGUCAGACUUCAGAUAAAAAUCUUUGUGACAGAGAAUUACUUUUUUCUCAGUUCAGACUUUCGCCUCUUGAACAUUUGUGUGAAAAUAAUGAAAAAGACUCACUGAAAUCCUCUAGCAAGUUCGAAGACAAACAUCUGAGCACAAAAGUGUUCAUCUUUGUCACACAUUUUAACACAUUUGAUGGAGCUUUUAGUAGUAAUAAGAAUAAGAAUCUAGAGGAAAAAAUAGCCACUUUUGUGCAUCUUCCAGCUUCACUGAGGUGUGCAGAACAGCAAUGACAGAGAGAUGCUUCUUAUUUCAGUAAUAACAGAAGUGCACUCUAAUUGUGAAAGAGAAAGAGCAAGUGACCACUUUACUAGUGUGACCUUCUGUGUGGAAGAAAAACACCUUCAUGAUUCUGAGGGCUGUGGUUCUUUCAUUAGUUUCUAGUUCCAUUUUCUGCUUCGUGACGGUGAGAAUGUCACACUCCUCCGGUGCCAGUCCUCUAAUUGUGCUCAGCUGAGGAAGCACAGCUGAACUCUAUGUACAAUCACUGCAGCAUUUAAGCUGGCCUCUCUGCACUACACUCUGCCGGUUCAUUGGUCCAUAUCCCACCAUCCAUGCUAUGACGCACUCAGCGGUCCCCUGCACUCCGGUCACCACCUCUUGCACGCUGCUUCCUGGACACAAGCUUCCCGUUGGACUUAUUAUCUGUUCCCCUGCCCUCGUCACAUCUCUCCCUCUGCUCCCUUCAUUCUGCCUGCUUCUGCCUUCCUCCCAUGGACACAUGUGAGUUUCCUCUCCCCUGUUAGUUUAGUUUCAUUUAGUCCUCGUUUCGGCCAUCUGGCCCGCCCUUAGUUAGUGUAGUUUUAGUUUAGCCCCCUGUUCUGUUUAGUGCCUGUGCCUCCCGUAUGGAGAGCUUUUGUGUUUCGUUCCUUUAUUAAAACCUUAUUCAUUUAUCUACCUGCCUGUCUAUUGCCGCUGCUUGGGUUCACCCGCCCCGUUGUAUGACAGAAGCAAGCCAAGUUCCUCAGAACAGAUGAUGAUGAAUCACACUUGCACCCCUUGAGCCAUAGUUUGCACCUGCUGGCACAGCACAGCACUCCCAAUUUCUGAUAAAUAAAACAGGAAACAGCAUUUGUUUUCAUUUGAAAACAAAAUAAUGAACACUGCAUCAUGAGGAAAUGAGCUUUGUUAUCUUGAGGUAACAGGAUAAACUAACUUUUGUAAGCAUCUGCUUGUAAGUUAGUAUUGAUAUUUUAUUGCAUGCAAUAUUGUCCUUAAUGGGGUUGUGUAAUUCUCUCAUUUUCAGUAUAGCUCUACUGUGUAAAUCACGUUUUUCACUUAACAGUAUAUUUCUGUGUGUGUAUAUUCAUCAGAUGUCCGUUGACUUUCAUUCAUGUACAUAUGCCUACAUAAUGACAAAUCUGUAAGUUUGUGGUCAAAUAAGUUAUCAGAUUAUGCAGUUUCAUUAAUGUUGCUCAUGUUGCUAAUUGAUAAAUAUUGCAAUAUGUUUACAUUUUCACACUUUUUCCCGUCAGUCCUUAAGGAGUGAUGACCUCUUAAGUGUUAUCAAAUAAACCGUUGUGAAUUGUC
Messenger RNA from Acanthochromis polyacanthus (spiny chromis), 3003 nucleotides. It is a transcript of the gene avpr2b.1, whose product is annotated as arginine vasopressin receptor 2b, tandem duplicate, 1. NCBI's taxonomy places the organism in Eukaryota, Metazoa, Chordata, Actinopteri, Pomacentridae. The transcript has 2 exons. Gene Ontology annotation, biological process: positive regulation of vasoconstriction; G protein-coupled receptor signaling pathway; regulation of systemic arterial blood pressure by vasopressin. Gene Ontology annotation, cellular component: membrane. Gene Ontology annotation, molecular function: peptide binding; vasopressin receptor activity. Bases 371 to 1444 code for a protein of 357 amino acids. The record is from RefSeq and is a predicted model, not a curated record.